Funneliformis caledonium is the source of this 188-nucleotide messenger RNA. NCBI's taxonomy places the organism in Eukaryota, Fungi, Glomeromycota, Glomeromycetes, Glomerales, Glomeraceae. The record is from the annotation of a GenBank genome assembly.
UCAUUCAGGAGAAUACAAGCAGCACAGGAAUUUCUUUAUCACAAGAACCUACAAGGAUUGAACCUAAAGACACCUCUCCACAAAUUAUAAACGGUGAAGACUUGUGUAAAUAUAUUCCUAAUUUGUAUCGUUUAUUAGAAUUAUACAAAGACGAUGGUUCGAAUGGUUUUGAUAUGUUCUUUACAUGA